UACACAGCAGCGAGCUGGGAUCAGAGCUGAGCGCAUCGGGCAGCCAGCCACUUGGAGCAGUCACUAAGCAGGCGCUGGCCAGGCGGGGACCCCGCUGCCCCCUGCUCGCCUAGCUCCGCCGGGAUCGGAUGGAGACAGCAUCGCGGUAUGGUCUGCAAGUGAUCUUUGACUUUGCAAUCUGCGGAUGUGAGCAGUGUGUGUGUUACCUUUUCCACACCACUGCAGAGGAGACUUUGGCUCAGAGAGCAGCCUCGAAACCAAAUGGAGUACAUGGUCCAUCCUUGGCAUACACACAUCAACAAAUAAGAGUGAGGGCCAACCGAGCCAGAAUUCCCAUUUCAUAGCUGUCUUUACCUUCCUCCUGCUGUACACUGUUCUACCCAUUCUUCUGCAACACAAUGGGGCACAGUUUGCAUCCCGUGUGGCUUCUGCUGGUCACCCUCCCUGCUGUUUUCUUCAUGCUCUGUGCAUCAGAGUCCGUGCCAGAAAAGGACCAGGCUGCCCCCUCUGUCUCGCCUUCUGCCAAUGAAAGUGGUGCUGGAGUCACUGGCUCCUGUUUAGAGAAAGUGGAAUGCAAACCAGGAAUUAUGCUGCCUGUCUGGGAGCCACAGAGUCCUUCCCCUGGGGACAAGGUGGCUCGGGCCAUUGUCUACUUUGUGGCACUUGCAUAUAUGUUCUUGGGUGUCUCCAUCAUCGCUGAUCGUUUCAUGGCUUCCAUUGAGGUCAUCACAUCUCAGGAGAAGGAGGUCACCAUUACCAAGCCAAAUGGUGAGACUACUGUGGCCACCGUCCGUAUUUGGAACGAGACAGUGUCUAACCUCACCCUCAUGGCAUUGGGCUCAUCAGCCCCUGAAAUCCUGCUCUCUGUUAUUGAGGUGGUGGGACAUGGGUUCAAAGCAGGUGACCUGGGGCCAGGCACUAUUGUGGGUAGCGCUGCCUUCAACAUGUUUGUCAUCAUUGGCAUCUGUGUAUGGGUCAUCCCCGAGGGGGAAACAAGGAAGAUCAAACACCCCCGGGUAUUUUUUGUCACUGCCACAUGGAGCAUCUUUGCCUACAUCUGGCUCUACCUAAUCCUGGCCGUGUUCUCGCCAGGCGUGGUCAAGGUGUGGGAGGCCCUGGUAACCCUGCUGUUCUUCCCAAUAUGUGUGGUCUUUGCUUGGGUGGCAGACAGACGACUCCUGUUUUACAAAUAUAUGCACAAACGGUACCGUGCUGACAAGAGGCGAGGCAUCAUUGUGGAAACAGAAGGGGAGCUCCCACCUAAAGGGAUUGAGAUGAUGAUGGAUGGAAAGUUCCCCUCAAGCGGAAGUGGAGGUGCCUCUGUGACUGAGGGUUUUCUGGAAGGCAGUGCUGGUCUGGCUAUGGCUGCAGCAUCCCUUGAAGCUAGCAAAGAGCUUGACGAGAGCCGUAAAGAGGUCAUCCGCAUCCUCAAGGACCUGAAACAAAAACACCCAGACAAGGAGCUGGAACAGCUGGUCGAAAUGGCCAACUAUUAUGCUCUGCUGCACCAGCAGAAGAGUCGUGCCUUUUACCGUGUCCAGGCCACACGAAUGAUGAUUGGUGCCGGUAAUGUGCUGAAGAAGCAUGCAGCUGACCAUGCCAAGCGAACAGCCAACCUGGAGGAAGUCCAGACUGAGCAAGCCCAGGAGAACUGUAGCCACAUCUAUUUUGAACUGGCCCAUUACCAAUGUGUGGAAAACUGUGGCAUGGUGACACUCACAGCAAUAUGCAGUGGUGGGGAGGGGCAGUCCACUUUCUACGUGGACUACCGCACGGAGGACGGCUCUGCCAAUGCAGGCUCUGACUAUGAAUAUAGUGAGGGCACCCUGAUAUUCAAACCAGGAGAGACACGCAAAGAAAUUCAGGUAGGCAUUAUUGACGACGAUAUCUUUGAAGAAGAUGAACACUUCUUUGUGCGUCUCCUGAAUCUUCGUGUUGGUGAUGCAGAGGGCAUGUUUGAGUGUGAUUCCUCACCAAACUCUCCAAAAGGCCGACUGGCCGAGCCGGUGAUGACCAUGGUAACUAUCCUUGAUGACGACCAUGCUGGAAUCUUCACUUUUGGCGAGAGGGUGACACGUGUAAGUGAAAGUGUGGGCACCAUGGAAGUGGCCGUUCUACGAAACUCAGGAGCCAGGGGCACGGUGGUGGUACCAUAUCACACAGAGGAUGGGACUGCCCGCGGAGGCAGUGUAGAUUAUGAAGACAGCAGGGGAGAACUGGAGUUCAGCAACGAUGAGACUGUAAAAAAGCUGCAGGUUCGAAUCAUCGAUGAUGAGGAAUAUGAGAAGCAGGAGAACUUCUUCAUUGUUCUGGAUGAGCCUCGCUGGCUAAAGAGAGGAAUAUCAGCUCUGCUACUGAACCAAGAGGACCCAGAGGGAAAGCCAACUGCAGAGGAAGAGGAAGCACGUAGAAUUGCAGAGAUGGGAAAGCCAAUACUUGGGGAACACAGCAAGCUAGAAGUCAUAAUAGAGGAAUCUUACGAAUUCAAGAGUACAGUGGACAAACUUAUCAAAAAAACCAACCUUGCACUGGUGAUUGGAACGCACUCAUGGAGAGAACAGUUCCUGGAGGCUGUCACAGUUAGCGCAGGUGAUGGUGAUGAAGAAGACGAAGAAGGCCGUGAGGAACGACUACCAUCAUGUUUUGACUAUGUGAUGCAUUUUCUUACGGUGUUCUGGAAGGUGCUGUUUGCUUGUGUACCACCAACUGAAUACUGGAACGGCUGGGCCUGCUUCUUUGUCUGUAUUUUGGUCAUUGGGCUCCUCACAGCUCUGAUUGGAGACUUAGCUUCGCAUUUUGGCUGCACGGUGGGGUUGAAGGAUGCAGUAACUGCAGUAGUGUUUGUAGCUCUGGGCACCUCUAUACCAGACACCUUUGCCAGUAAGGUGGCAGCAAUUCAGGACCAGUAUGCAGAUGCCUCCAUUGGCAAUGUGACAGGCAGCAAUGCAGUCAAUGUGUUCCUGGGGAUCGGUGUGGCUUGGUCUGUGGCAGCCAUCUACUGGAACUCCCAAGGAAAGGACUUCAUAGUGUAUCCAGGAUCGCUGGCUUUCUCUGUCACCCUCUUCACCAUCUUCGCCUUUGUUAAUAUGGCAGUCCUGUUGUACCGGCGCCGGCCAUCAGUUGGUGGGGAGCUGGGGGGCUUGCGGACCCCCAAGAUCAUGACCAGCUUGUUCUUUUUUGGCCUCUGGUUUCUUUACAUCCUGUUUGCCAGUCUGGAGGCCUACUGCCACAUCAAAGGAUUCUAACUGAACCAUACAGCUGGGUCCAGCGGGCAGCAUCCUCUCAUGACUCUGCUUCUUUGUUUAUUCCAGAGUCCAGUCUGAAGAGCAGCCUUAGCGACCUCUUGCUUACAUCACCAGAAGGAGCCUUCAAAAUAUUAUUGUGGUUGCAUUCUGGCUCUUACAGACCAUCUGGUCAGGGCAAAUGUGUAUAGCUUCUUGGCACAUUCCUGUCUGGUUCCCUCUGAUCUCUUCUCUGUAGACAGGUUGGACUCUGGUCUCAUUCUUCUCCUCCAUCCAAAUUCCACUGUCCUCCAGUCAUUUCUAAGCUGAAUGUACUUGCCUUUAUAGGAGGCUUUCAUCUGAAUGUGACAUCAUUUGGUUACAUUGUGUCUGACAUCCUGUAAUGCAAGCACACAAUAAUCAGGCACACAAAGUCUUAAAUGAAUACUCCACCUAAAAGUAUAUUUUUGCAAUUGUUACUUACCCCAUGUAGUUUGUGGUGAUGGCCAGGAUAAAUUUAUAAUUUCAUGUUUUAGUGGAGAACGAACAUAACAAUUUUUCUGAUAGAAUGGGAUCCUAUGGUGUCCAAUGCUGGACAACAGCAAACAAGCAUACACACGGCCCCCUGAUGCUCACACACAGUAUAUUCCAUACAAACACAAUAAAACUUAAUACUUGAUCUCUUUUCACAUGCACACAUACUCAUUCACAUAUAGUCUUGCAAAUAUGCCCUCUGUGUUAUUUCCUGAUCUAUUGCAUGAGUAUAUGCAACUUUGUUGACCAGUGUAUAUUUAUACUUCCACACCUACUGAAACAUAUAUUUCUCACUUCACAAACAUCACAACAACUCUCAUACACAUACAAUUCACACUCUUGACAAGCCUGAAUACAGAUUCACCAUUUCUGCUGAAUGAGAUUACUACCAGUAGUAUAUGGUGGAGGUUAUAUGAACAAGAGACCAAAGCUCAGGCCCCAAGAACCCAGGACUGGAAAGAUGCCCAGACUGCCUGUUGGAGUGAGCAGGACUGCAGUGCUCCUUCCACGAGUUUUACUGUCUUUACCUUGAUGAAUUAAACUUUGAGUAUACUUCUUGUAUUCAGCCUGAGUGCUGAAUUUGCACUCCAUGAGUAUAAUGCUGCCAGUGCCUUGGCUGUGGCUCCAACUGCACCUUCAGCUCUGGUUCCAGCUCAACUCCAACUGCAGAUUCAUGUCUUGAUUCUUCUCCAGCUGCUGCUUGUCCUCCCUGGAACCAAUUUGUUCUUGCAAUUGUUAUCAUCUUGUUUCUAUUGUGAUGUCUGCAUGUUUUUUUCUGGGAUCUUGCCGGGUAUCAGCAUGAGCUGGGUGUCUUACUUUUUCUAAAUCUUUUAAGUCUGGCACAAAUUUACAGUGAAUGUUCACCUUUUACUGUACAUUCCCUGCAGUUCUUGAUAUCACUGUAGUCCAUUGUCCUUCAGUGCUUUUUUUAGGCCCUAACUACCAUCCCAGUUCCUAGUGUAGCACAUUGCAGUGAAGUGAUGGUACCAAUCCAUUCCUACAUAAAAUACCAAUUCUAGCUGCUCAGACUACAGUGGCUCUUCAUUGGCUCAGCCAGUUAGAAUACUUGCAUGUUUGAAAGAUGGAGGAACUUUCACCAACAGAGCUCUGGGUCAAUCCAAGAUAGGGGACAAGCCUAAUCACAAUAUUCUAACAUUACCUGGAACAUUACUUUGUAAGAAUGCACCAAUACCCGCAGUACUGAACCAGGGGUGUUUUUGGAUUUGCCGAUAUCAGGGUCUUAGCCACCCUCGAAGUUUCCUAAUCAUCUUAUCAAUGUAUAAAACUGAAGAAUGAGGAGGGUGGGCACCCUACUGUACUGUAUGUGCUAAAUGUAAUCAUUACGCGGUUCACCAUUUUUGUUUUCCACUUCUUUCUUUAAUUUUCUUGCUCUAAGUCCACUCCUGAAUACUAACCCUACACUCCAGUUCCCCUGUCCUCCUCACUUUUCUCCACUGUGUAUGUAUCACUUAGCACAACCUACAGUACCUGCAUAAUUUAUUGUAUUCAAAUUUUGAAUAUUUAGAUUAAUACCAUAAAGAUGCCUCAACACUUAAAGUAUAACAGUAAACUUUACAAUAUUUAAGAACAAACAUAACACAACACAACACUCUUAAAGGUGCCAAAUGCAAUUUAGGCUCCAAGGGAGACUGAAGCCUAUUCUGGCAGGAUCAGGCACAAGGCAGAAAGCAGUCACGGACAGGAUGCUCGCCCAUGCAGGUCCCACCUACACAUAUAUACCCACACCUCCACUGAGGCAGGGCCAUUAUAGAAUUGCCAAUUAACUCAACCUGCACAUUUUUGGAGAUGUAGGAGAAAAACCUGAGUACACAGAGGAAAUCUGUGCAAAUGCUUAAAUAUUCACUUAAGAUAUUAAAUUCUCUCAUAUGCUGUGUUCUAAUCAUGUCCCCUAAUGUUUUUAUUUCUUAUGCUUUACCUUGGUUUCUGUUAUUAUGAUUUAAACCCUGAUGCUGUCUAUCACUGUACACACAGCAUUCCAGUACUCCGCAUAUAAUAAUACAUUUUUAGUACUUCUCACUCUGAGUCUGCUAGAAAACUGCACACUUUAUAAUUUUAAUUUUCACUGUAUUUCUAUCUCUGCCAUAAUAAUAUUCCAGUAAAUGUAAGUGCUUUCUUACAGUAUUACAUUUUCUAGUUCCUUCCUCAAUGUCUAAUAUACCGUUCAUUUUCAGUAUCAUCUCUUCCUCCCGCUACCUGUUGCAGUACUCCUUGAAAAAGAACAAGUGUUUUGACUUUCUUGUUCUUUUCUUUUGUCCACCAUUCACUAGUCACAGAAGUCAGUCUCUUUAAUAUAUGUUACUAAGCAAAACAAUGCACUCCUUUACUACCAGCCUCUUGCUGCACUACAUCUUUUGCUUUCCAGGACAUUUCUGCACACUUGAGUAUUAUUGUUACAUUAUCGAUUGUUCCACAUACAAUAGGGGAUACCCUUCUUCAUGCCCUGCCAUAUGAUCUGCACCAUUCAGUACUUUGAACUUCUACUAUUACUCUUUUACGUACUCUUCUUCCUAGAACAGCUGCUAUAUUACUUAUUGUCAUUUUCGCAGUAAUUGGCCUUUUAGUCCUCCACUCUCUGUUACUAUAAAUGUAGGCCCAACACUGCAAGGUACUUCUCACUAGUCCAAUCCCCAGUUCAUCUCAGCAAUUUGUUUUAUAUGGUCUCCUCUAAUCCCCAGUAAAAAUGUUUAUAUUACACCACUAUAUUAACAUGUAAUCAGUUCUGCUACAUUGCAUUAUCUCUACACUUUUAAAAUUUCUAAUCCACUUUGCUUUGCUAUAUUUCGAUACUAUAACUUACAAUACUAUGUUCUUCUAUACACAACUACCAGUAAUUCACUUACCAGUACAUCUGUCCUCAUUAUUAUCAAGCUACACUGAGAUGAAGAGCCAUAGUACAGAAGCUUCCUGGGCAAAGGAAACAUUCCUUUAACUUGGCAGGCUGUGUUACGGCUGGGCUGAUGGUUGAGAUUUUGGAGGUUUGAGUCCAGGAAGUGACUGACCAUCAACCAUAAAAAAAGCUAUGAUACAUUAUCUUCCAGUCCAAUUUCCAGCAAUUCACUAGUGUUCUGUAAUUUAGCUUAAAAUACUUGACCUUCCUUUCCUAUCCCUACACUGUCCUGUAUAUCACCAUGCUCCUCAGUAUGCCACCUCCCAGUGGUCUGUUCCCCACAACACUAGUAAACAUAUAGUCCUCAGGAUCUCAGCCUCCAGCAAUUCACUGCCGUUUCCAGUGCUUCACUUUCCAGCACUUACGUCUCUAUUGCUAUUUAUAAACUCACUGGUUAAUUACAGUUCAACAACUCACAGUAUUACUGGUACACAACCAGUUGUAGUUUGUCUCAUUUUUUUAUGUAUUACUUAUAAACAUUAUGGUGAAUUUGUCAGAGAGGCCAUGAGUGAAUGUCAUGUGUUCGCGGUGGCCGUGAGAAGCAGUCUCUCAGAAGUCCAUGGUUGACAUUAGGCUCAAUCCCAUGCUCGUUUCUGUUUUCUGUUCGUUCAUUCCUUUUGUAUAUCUGUGUGAACGUCUUUUGCCUGUUUACCUUAAAGGAAGGAGAUGUCAGCAUGAGUUUAGAAGCACUGAUAUUUGUGUAGAGGAUGACUUUAAUAAAUACAGUUGAUAUA
Messenger RNA from Polypterus senegalus (gray bichir), 7397 nucleotides. RefSeq names its product solute carrier family 8 member 2b (gene slc8a2b). Gene Ontology annotation, molecular function: calcium:sodium antiporter activity. Bases 399 to 3245 code for a protein of 948 amino acids. Gene Ontology annotation, biological process: cell communication; sodium ion transmembrane transport; calcium ion import across plasma membrane. Lineage: Eukaryota; Metazoa; Chordata; Cladistia; Polypteriformes; Polypteridae. The transcript is spliced from 12 exons. The record is from RefSeq and is a predicted model, not a curated record. Gene Ontology annotation, cellular component: postsynapse; sarcolemma; axon.